Molecule: messenger RNA, 3185 nt
Organism: Gopherus flavomarginatus (Mexican gopher tortoise)
Lineage: Eukaryota; Metazoa; Chordata; Testudines; Testudinidae
Gene: MCAT
Product: malonyl-CoA-acyl carrier protein transacylase
Exons: 4
Coding region: 21-1181 (386 amino acids)
Molecular function (GO): transferase activity
Source: RefSeq, a predicted model, not a curated record
CCUCCCUCGCUGGACCCGCUAUGUGCAGCUGGGCCGCGGCGGGGCGGCGGCUGAGCGGCUGCCGAGCGCGCGCCGCGCUCCCUGGAGCCCCCGGGGGCGGGAGCAGCUCGGGGCCCGGCGGGGUCCGGGCCGUAAACCUGGCCGAGCUGCUCCAGAGCUCGGUGGGGGACGAGGAGCCGGAGCCGGCGCCGGCGCGGCGGCCCCCGCAGGAUGGCACCGUGCUGCUCUUCCCCGGGCAGGGCAGCCAGUUCGUAGGGAUGGGCCGGGGGCUCCUGCGCUACCCCAACGUCAGGGACAUGUUCCGGGUGGCCGAGAAGGUGCUGGGUUACGACCUGCUCUCGCUCUGUCUGCGGGGGCCGCAGGCCGAGCUGGACCGCACCCUGCACUGCCAGCCCGCCGUCUUCCUCGCCUCACUGGCCGCCGUGGAGAAGCUCCACCACCAGCAGCCCAGUGUCAUUGAGAACUGUGUUGCAGCUGCUGGGUUCAGUGUUGGAGAAUUUGCAGCCCUGGUGUUCGCUGGAGCCUUAGAUUAUACAGAAGCCUUGUAUGCAGUGAAAGUGCGUGCUGAAGCUAUGCAAAAGGCAUCAGAAGCUGUCCCAAGUGGGAUGCUAUCAGUUAUUGGUCGACGUGAGUCAAAUUACAACUUUGCCUGCUUGGAAGCUCGUGAACACUGUAAAUCAUUGGGUAUAGAAAAUCCUGUGUGUGAAGUUUCAAAUUACCUGUUUCCAGAUAGCAGAGUCAUUGCAGGACAUUUGCAGGCUUUGGAAUUCUUGCAGGAGAAUUCCCGAAAAUAUUAUUUUAAGCGAACAAAAAUGCUUCCAGUCAGUGGUGCUUUUCACACAAGACUCAUGGAACCAGCAACAGAGCCUUUGGCUGAAGUUCUAAAAUCAAUUAAGAUUCAGAAACCAUUCAUCUGUGUCUAUUCGAACGUUGAUAGCAAAAAAUAUAUGCAUUCAAAACACAUUCAACGUUUGUUAGUAAAACAACUUGUUUCACCUGUUAAGUGGGAACAGACUAUGCAUGCUAUAUAUGAAAGACAACAGGGAGUGGAGUUUCCUUAUACAUAUGAAGUGGGGCCUGGGAAGCAGCUAGGAGCAAUCCUCAGAAACUGCAAUUUGAAGGCCUGGAAGCUCUAUAAACAUAUUGAUGUUUCAGAAGAUGAGGAAGCAGAGGAAAUGUAAUUUUGAAGGAAAAUCCAUGAUUUUUUUAUUUUUUUUUCCCCUGCUUAAUUUUAAAUGAUUUUAUUACUCCUGAAAGGCAGAUACGACAACCCUGAAGACUAAAAGCCCCUCUUUAUCUUAUCCCCAGAAGAGCUCAGCACACAUAACUGCAAUGCAAGUUUUCCUUCCCCAUAUUACAGCUCCAGCAUGCAUCAGACUUCUCAUGGAAGGACCACUUCUAAGCUUCAGCCUGUGAUUUCUGAGACAGCCAACAAAGAUGCCAGUUUAUUAUUAGAUUUGGGCCUGGUCCUGCUAGCAAAUCCACACAUGCAGGCCCCUUUUACCCAUGUGGAGUCAAAUUGAAGUCAGUAGGGUUCUGUCCAUAUGCAAAAGUCUUUUUGCUUGGAUCUAGUUGCAGAAUCAGGCCCUUUAAUAGUAUUUUCUUAUGUGGACUUCUGUUUAUUAGGAUCAAGAAUUCAUUUAGAUAAACUAUUGGAUUAUAAGAGCUUUCAGUAACAACUAUGUUUUGUUUUAUAAAGUAUCUAAUCAGUGGGACAAAUAACCAAAAUGCUCUUUUUUAAAAAAAAAUUUCUACAGGAAAAAAAUUUUUUCUACAGGAAAUUUUUUUUCUAUGAAUCAGAUAAAUUAAAAAAUUGUUAUUAGAAAUAAAAUUUUCUUAAGGUUGCACUAUUAAUAAAUUAUUUAUAAAGCUCUUCCUCCAUAAAUUAAUGCUAUCAGUGUAGUAAUUACAGAGUUCAUCUGUGGAAGGAAGUGUGUUCCUUCCUGUGCGUGCACUGUUUCAAGAUGGUUAUAGAGGGUUUCCUUUUCUAAAUUACCAGAGGCAGAUAUGACCUUUCACCUUAUAGCCACUACCACCCCUCUCAGAAGUUUUACCAGAUUUCUCUAUCACCAGAUAGCUGUAAAUAGUAGGCAUGAGUUCCCUGUCUGUGGCACUUUUUUAGAUAAUACAGCUCAGCGAGUUAUUUAUUGGACCAAGCUGAUUCUCUGAACCUCUUUUAAGGAAGCAGAAAAACGGCCACUCAAUCUUUGCACCUUCUCCUUGCCCCUGUGCUUAGAAUAGGGGCGGUAAGGAGUGUUGGAAGGCUAGUGCUAGAAAAUGCUCUAUGUACAUCACCCUGCUACAGCCCUGUACAGAGGAUCUUGGGUUUUUUGCCACAGCAAUAUGAGAGGAAUUCAGGUGCUGGAGGAGAGCUAGAUCCCUCUGCAGCAACGGUAAGAUGAUCUUCCCAUUCUGCUUGUGGGUUGGAGUGUGCUAAGUUGAUGAGUAGAUCAUACUGGUCCUCUAUGCCAUACUAGAUGCAGCUGGAGCAUAAACAGCGUUAUCUGGCCUCUUCUGCAAGUUUCUUCUCUUCAGAUUAAACAACUGAAGCAGCCCCCCUGAAGCCUCUGCACCCAUCAGUGCAACUACAGGCUUACAUUGUACAGGGGCUAGGCUCGCUCUGAACACUAGGGAUAAAUAAUGGUGUUUUGGGCCCCUUUCCAUCUACUCAUCCAACUAGUGGAGGUGCCCAUAGAGGUUAUGUGGUGGCUGUUUUCCUCCAUAGCGAAGGAGGCAGGCUCUACUUUCCCUCUAGCCCUGCAUGGCAUUCCACUAUAUGGGAUGAUUGUUUUACUUAAGGCAUAUUGGAUUAUGCAGUGCAACUCACUGAUCCUAGCAAGGUUCUCUAAGAAGCAUUCCUAGCCAACCGUUGAUGAAUUAGGCCCUUAAAUGAAACAGAUUAUUUUCUUGUUGCUCAAUGUAUUAAUCUCCAGCUUCCAAUGAGCGUUCAUUUAAAAUAAAGUGUAUUGUGUCUAAGAAUUCAUCUUCCCCUGUGGAAUCCAGUCCUCUCAAACAACAAAUCUGUUAGCAGUUUUAAAUGUAAUCCAAAAUCAGAAAAGAUUAUUAUUUUGAGCUCAGAUGCUGCAUCUGAUUCAGUCUAGACUCAUAGCCACAGGGAAAUACGACUCUGAAACUUAUUGUUAAAGAAAAGAUGUUGAUGGCUAUCUUCCUCAGACAUUACCAGA